Molecule: messenger RNA, 3033 nt
Organism: Amphibalanus amphitrite
Lineage: Eukaryota; Metazoa; Arthropoda; Thecostraca; Balanomorpha; Balanidae
Exons: 9
Coding region: 615-2648 (677 amino acids)
Molecular function (GO): sequence-specific DNA binding
Source: RefSeq, a predicted model, not a curated record
UUGUCUUUGUAAGCCUCAUCCCCCUGCCUCUUACAAUCUUCAAAGUUCAAUCUUCCAAGUACUGGGCUGGAAAAGCAGCAAGAGGUCUCAGCUGUCAAGCAGAAUCAAUCUGUGGUCAUGCUGUUUAAGAACUUCAAGAAUUUGCUCUUUUGCUAGGAUUGUUGUUAGUAUAUUCAGGAAUUUAAUGCCUACUGGAUCACUUGAAGUGCACAAAUGAUUAUGGCAUAAGACAAGCAGGAUAUGAAGGAAUGAGUAGAAAGGAAAAGUUAAAUUAAGAAUAAGAAGAUAAUACUUUCAGCAAUAAUAUUGAGGCUCCUUUUUUAAUAAAACGGGCCAUAACACACUUAAAAAAACAAUCUGACUGAAACCUGUAUUGAGAUAAUUUUUGUUUAAUUGUUUUUCAAGAAAGGGACUUAGCCUGUUAUGCCCUGGGUGAAUGGGCUGACCUCUGAGGCCAUGGGUUGACCUGGGGGUGGGACUGACUCUGACCCUGCUCCGUUUCACAACAUGCUGCUGCCUAGCUGGAGCCACCAACACUCUCAGUACUUGACUACAGUACAGUACUUGACUAAGUACUUGAAUAAGCACUUGAAUCUUCAGUGCUUCAGGAAAGCAUGUCUGAUCCUGAACCUAAUGCUACCAUAGUUGAAAAGUCAGGUCAGGCCACAUCUGACACUGACCCACCAACUGAAGGAGAUGGAGCAGACGGUAAAUCGGCGGCAGCGGACCAGGCCCCUGCAGACGCGCUGCAGGCUGCCGGGGACGCCGGUGCCGCGGGUAGCGCAGCCCAGGAGGACGGCCCGCAGCAGGACGAGGCCGCGCUGCCGGCGCGGCUGUCACUCUCCGAACCGCUGCCGAGCGGCCAGCUGGGCCGGCUGGCCGAGCCGGACGAGUCGUGCUUCGUGUGCGGCCACCGGUGGCAGAACAGCCUGCGUUACCGGCUGACGCGCGACGUGUACAUGUUCGCGCUGCCGCGCCAGCCGGUGCAGCGCCGCGACUGGCUGCUCUCGCUGCACUGGGGCCGCGCAUCGGCGCCGCCUCCUGACGGCCGGCUCUGCUCGCUGCACUUUGGUCCCAGCGACUGCCGCUCUGUGCCCGGCGAGCGCAACACGGCCCAACUGCUGCCCAUCGCCAUGCCGCGCAGGCGGUACUACGACACCCAGGAGGAGGAGCCGGCCCGCGCCUGCUCCUAUCCGCUGUGUCGCGGCCAGCGGCGCCAGCUGCUCGCCAUACUGAGCGAGAUCCAGGAGCGGGGCAGCGGCCAGCUGCGCCGCGCCGUGCGCCCCUACUGGAGCCGCCGCCGGUACCCGCUGCCAGAACCGGGACCCGUCAAUGAGGCCUGGGUGGAGCUGUUCACGGAGGCGCUCAACGAUCGGCCCAACGUGCCAGAUGAGGUGGAGCUCUCGUUCCUGUGUGCGCUGCACUUUGCUCCCAAGUGGUUUCGCUGGGAGAACCGCGGCCGACCCAGGAUAACCUCAGAGCCGCUCGGCGAGCCCAAACUGGACAAAUACGCCGAGCCCACCAUAUUCUCCUCUUCGGCGCUGAUCGGUGGACUAAAACUGGCACUGGAGAAGGACCUGAAACAGCAGCAGCUGAACAAAACGCUGGAGAAGAAUCAGCCGGAGUUGGAGGCUGACCAGAAGCCAGCAGCACCUGUCAGACAGCCCGAGUCCGGCGAGCCGCGCUGUGGGUACCCGCACUGCGGCUCCGACGCUAGUCCGGUGCUGUUCACCGUACCGACAGCCGAGGAGGAGCCCGAGAGGCGCCAGCUGUGGAUCCGCUCCCUGAGGGCGGUGGUCGGAGCACUGGGGCAAGACGCCGGCGGAUUCAACCCCGAGACAUGCACCAUGCUGUGCUCCAACCACUUCGGUGAAGACACUAUCACCCGUAUGGAGACGGACGGACAGACGGUCAUCUCGCUGGACGCACGCGCCGUGCCAGUGCGGUUCCGCAGACCGGCGCCGGACGCAUCUGCCUCGGCCGCCAAGCGGGCGCGUCUGACGCCGUCCGUAGUCAGCUGGCCGGACGAGCUGGGACGGCUGGUGGAGACGGCAGCGCUCCAGAUGGAUGAGGAGCAGGAGUCAUCAGAUGAGGAGCGGGAUCCUCAGGAGGUGGCCAAUGAGGCGGCGCGCCAGCAGCAGCCGCCGGGCGGCGACGGCGUGCCUGAGGUGGAGCUGCACAUCAAGAUGGAGCCCAUGCCGCCGGAGCCCCCCACGCCGCUCCGCCGCGGCCGAGGACGCGGCAGGGGCAGGGGCCGCGGCCGGGGUCGGGGUCGCGGUCGGCCCUCCUCCCCCGCCCCUCCUCCCUCCGCGGCGGCCCCGGCAGCGACGCCGGCGGUGCGUCGCCCGGUCGGCCGUCCGCCGUCAUCGAGCACUGCUGCUCAGCGGCAGCUGGGCCAGGUGAUCCGCGCAGCCGCCGCCGGGCACUUCGACUCGUUCCGCGCCCUGGACCAGCUGCUGUCUGCCGACCCUGAGGAGCGACCGGCGCGGACCUCUGCCGACCAGCUGCUCCGAAUGUGUCUGAUGCUCCGGCUCAAACAGGGAGCCUAUCACCGGGAGAAAGAGCAGUACGUCGUCACCGAGAACCAGGAGGAAGGGCCGCAGGACGGUGAGGAGAUGGUGGUGGAAGCGGCGGACGCGGCUGCCUAGGAGCUGGGGAGAGCGGGGAGUGGGAUGAAGUCAUGGAGGGAUGGGAGAGUGGGUGUUUAAUGUACAAAGAUGGCGGUAAAACGUGAAGCACAUGCUUCAGCUUCCAGGGAAUACACUGCAAUGGGCGUGCUGUUCAUGGAAUGUUGGCCUUAAGUCGUAGCUCCUGGUCGGGGUCGGGUCGGGGUCGGCAUAAUCAUCUGUGCUUCACGUUGGUAAAAACAACACUACGUUAGUGUUGAGGGAAGCUGGUCACCAAGACAUGCUAUUUGUUAAGGGUUAGCUAGCUCCAUUUUCAGUCAAGUGAAUCCAUUAGUAGGGAUACAUGCCUAUUCAUCUCAUUUCCACGUCAUUAUCACGUCAUCGCCAAUACACUCGAGUUGACUGA